Anguilla rostrata (American eel) is the source of this 1963-nucleotide messenger RNA. RefSeq names its product hydroxyacylglutathione hydrolase (gene hagh). The transcript has 9 exons. Bases 26 to 1012 code for a protein of 328 amino acids. Gene Ontology annotation, biological process: glutathione metabolic process. The record is from RefSeq and is a predicted model, not a curated record. Gene Ontology annotation, cellular component: mitochondrion. Gene Ontology annotation, molecular function: hydroxyacylglutathione hydrolase activity. Lineage: Eukaryota; Metazoa; Chordata; Actinopteri; Anguilliformes; Anguillidae.
UUAAAGCGAGGACCUACUUCACUUCAUGCCCAAAUUGUUUCCUAGUUCCUGUAGUUUCGACAUAUUAGCAGACGUUAGAAGUGUUGUUAUGUUAUUCAGGUCAUUGGUGGCGAGUGCCUGCACACUGGGUGUACUAGGAGCAGCUACUACGUAUAAAUUUGCUCCCGUACAGGUUCGAUCUGCGCUAAUACAUUCCGAUAGGAAAUCCGUGCUUGUGGCCCAGUCCGACAUGAAGAUCGAAAUGUUACCUGCACUCACAGACAAUUACAUGUAUCUUCUCAUUGACGAGGACACCAGGGAAGCUGCGAUCGUUGACCCCGUGGAACCGGUCAAGGUUUUAGAUGCCAUCAAGAAACACCGAGUUAAACUUACCACGGUCUUAACGACACAUCAUCACUGGGACCACGCUGGUGGGAAUGAAAAACUGGUGAGACUGGCACCAGGUCUUAAAGUGUACGGAGGUGAUGACAGAGUGGGAGCGCUGACGCAGAAAAUCUCUCAUUACAGCACUUUCAAAGUUGGGUCUCUUAAUGUAAAGUGCCUGUUUACCCCAUGCCACACCACUGGGCACAUCUGCUACUUUGUUACCAAGGACAACAGCUCCGAACCUCCAGCCGUUUUCACUGGCGACACUCUGUUCAUCGGGGGCUGUGGGAAGUUUUUCGAGGGCACGGCGGACGAGAUGUAUAAGGCGCUGAUCGAGGUCCUUGGACGCCUGCCUUCUGAAACGCGUGUUUACUGUGGACACGAAUACACCAUCAACAACCUCAAGUUUGCGAGACACGUGGAACCGAACAACGAGGCUAUCCGGAAGAAACUGGCCUGGGCCAAGGAAACAUACGAUAAUGGAGAGCCGACCAUCCCCUCUACUGUGGGCGAGGAGUUCACAUAUAACCCCUUCAUGAGAGUUAGGGAGAAAUCUGUGCAGGACCACGCUGGGAAAACUGACCCCAUUGACACCAUGCGCAGCAUCCGCAAAGAGAAGGACAACUUCCGGGUCCCCAAGGACUAAGUGCGAGGAGUGUGGGGGGAGGGGGGGAAUCAGAAAGUGGCAUGGUCUCCUGAGAAAAUGUCAUCACUACUUUGCAUUUCAGUGCACUGCAAGCUGUCACUACCUAUCACAGUGAACACAUCGUACAUACAUGGAACACACAACACGCCACCAUAUUUUACACCAGAACCUCUGCAGUGUGUGUGGCACGGAUGUGCAGCAAGCUAAAAUAAAUAAAUAAAUAAAUAAGCUGCACUAAUGAACAGAGAAGCCUGGAUGUGCAAAAUUAAAUCUCAGUUCUAACAUAUUUAAUAUAGUUUUUGUGUGUUUAAACAUGGUUUUGAGCAAAUGUGCUACAGAGGUUGUGUAGCAUGAAUGUAUAUAAAGAUAUCUAUUUUACUAAUGAUUGAUGACUCCCAACUGGCACCUUCUGUGGCUCAAAUCUGAUAUAAAUUCAUUUUAAAAAUGUGUAUAUAAAUAUAAAGGCAGGGAGUAAGGAUUUAAAAAAUAUUUCUCAUCAUGUGCAAUUUAUUUUUUCAUUUUAAUUUACAGGACACCAGAGUAAAUGUUUAUGGUUUUCUGUGAGUUGUCUAGGUCCAAAGGCUUAAUAGGCAACUGCAUGUGGAAAAUGUUGCACACCUCAGUCCCAGAUUAUCCUUCUGUGUUUGACAAUGUGUUAUAUUCUUUUACCUGUUCAGUUUGUAUGCUUGGACAGUGUUCUUAUGUAAUGCUGAAUUUUAAAGUUUGUCUUAUUUUGGUGGGGGUGGGAAAACAAGAAACCAUAAAUGCUUUAGAUUAUUUUUAAGCAUGAUGUCAGUGUUUACCCUAAGCAAUUGCUAAAUAGAUUCAAUCUGUAAUUAUUAUACAGUGUCAACGUUAUGACUUUGUCUUGGAGUUUAAAGUUAUAACAUGGCUUUUGUGCAAAAGACAUUUCCAGAUUUUCAACAAUAAAGCACACCAUAAACAAUGCCA